Cornus florida is the source of this 907-nucleotide messenger RNA. Its product is annotated as calcium-binding protein CML38-like. The transcript has a single exon. The record is from RefSeq and is a predicted model, not a curated record. Gene Ontology annotation, molecular function: calcium ion binding. The coding region runs from base 153 to 761 and encodes 202 amino acids. Lineage: Eukaryota; Viridiplantae; Streptophyta; Magnoliopsida; Cornales; Cornaceae.
CACAGCUUAUAAAAUCAAUUCAGCGGCUCAAUCCUAGCUCAUCUAUAUAUAACCACCUUCUUCACUCUCGUUCUUUGUAUACUUUCUUUGUGUCAAUAGGAUUAUACACAAAGAACACACUCAAUCGUGGUUUCAAUACAAUAGCUGAUUACAUGAAAUCAGAAGCCACACUGCACUACUCUUCAACUUCAUCACCAGUAGUAGUGAGUGGUAGAAUCAAAUCCGAUUCGUCAUCUGCUAUCGGAAGAUUAUGUCGUAAGUUAUCGCCGCGAAAGUUGCCGGAAAAGAGCUCGCUUCAUUUGAGUCCACCAAGAAGUACGACUCUUGGUGCUAAUGAUGAUGAGUGCAGUCAUGAGAUACAAAGGGUGUUCAUGUACUUUGACGAGAACGGGGACGGCAAGAUCUCACCGGAGGAGUUGCAGAGCUGCGUGAGGACGGUGGGAGGGGAGCUGUCGGAUGAGGAGGCUGAGAUGGCUGUCCGGUCAUCAGAUUCAGACGGAGACGGGAUGUUGGGGUUGGAGGACUUCAGGAGGCUGAUGGAGAAUGGGGGAGAGGAAGAGAGGAAGGAGGAGCUGAGAGAGGCCUUUAAGAUGUAUGAAAUGGAGGGGACUGGGUGUAUUACACCCAAGAGCUUGAAGAGGAUGCUGAGUCGACUCGGGAAGUCGUCCACUGUGGAGGAUUGUAAGGCCAUGAUCAGCAUGUUUGAUAUCAAUGGUGAUGGUGUCCUUAACUUUGAGGAAUUUACCAUCAUGAUGCACUGAUCCAUCAAUACCAUAAUUUGCACAUAUAUAUACUCUUACUUUUGAUUCUUCUAAAUACUAAUCAAGUUGUGUUUUACAUUCAUUUUUUUGUAAUUUUAAUUUAAUUACUGAGGAGUUAAAUACUAGCUUAAUUUUUUCGGAUAGGA